CUGAGAUACGGACAGCUCGUGUAUCGAAUAGAAGCGCAUAAGCAGCAGUUGAUGAGUUGAAUGUUGAAUGUCGAAGCACAAUCACAUCCUCAUUCUCUUCUCUUCUCCAAGGUUGUUCGCACGUCAUCUUCCAUUCUUCCUCUCCUCUCUCACUACACUACAAAAGCGCCCUCUCCCGUUCCCAUUUCCUCCGGUUUCCUACCCCACGCGUUCUCCGCCCCCCUCCAUUUUACACAGGCAAAAUCAAGAAAUUUUUUUCCGGAGCUGUGGUGAAUGGCGGUGGAAUACGCAUGUUGCGAGCUGCAAUUUUUCAUUCACAUUGCGGUGAUUGUGUUUCUGGUGCUGUUUGCGGGCCUCAUGUCCGGCCUCACUUUGGGCCUCAUGUCUCUCAGCCUCGUCGAUCUCGAAGUUCUCGCCAAGUCUGGAACUCCAAAGGAUAAAAUAUACGCCGUGAAGAUACUUCCAGUUGUCAAAAACCAGCAUUUAUUGCUCUGCACUUUGCUUAUUUGCAAUGCCGCUGCUAUGGAGACGCUUCCUAUUUUCCUCGACGGCAUCGUUUCGGCUUGGGUUGCGAUUCUCGUAUCCGUCACUCUGAUACUUCUGUUUGGUGAGAUAAUUCCCCAAUCUGUUUGCACUAGGCAUGGACUUGCUAUUGGGGCAACUGUUGCCCCGGCUGUUCACGUUCUUGUUUGGAUUUGUUUUCCUCUUGCAUAUCCCAUAAGCAAGUUGUUGGAUUUCUUGCUUGGUGAUGGCCAUAGAGCUUUGUUUCGACGCGCUGAGUUGAAAACACUUGUUAAUUUUCACGGCAAUGAGGCUGGUAAAGGUGGAGAACUCACGCAUGAUGAGACAACAAUCAUUGCUGGGGCGCUUGAGCUCAGUGACAAAACUGCAAGUGAUGCCAUGACCCCUAUAUCGGAAAUCUUUUCGAUCGACAUAAAUGCCAAGCUUGAUAGGUCUGUGAUGAAUAUGAUUUUGGAGAAAGGACAUAGUCGAGUUCCCGUCUAUUAUGAGCAACCUACAAAUAUCAUUGGGCUUGUUCUGGUUAAAAAUUUGUUGACCAUUCAUCCAGAAGAUACAGUACCAGUAAAGAGUGUCACAAUUCGCAGAAUCCCAAGGGUUGCAGAAAGCUUGCCACUAUACGACAUCUUGAAUGAAUUCCAGAAGGGUCACAGUCAUAUGGCUGUAGUCAUAAAGCAGUAUACCAAUACAAUUGACAAGCCUGCUAGCCAAGCGCCGCUGGAUAAUCCAACCAAGGAUGUGAAGAUAGACGUGGAUGGUGAAAAGACUCUGAAGACAAAGAGACCACUACAGAAAUGGAAGAGUUUUCCAAAUAAUGGAAGUGAAUCUUUCAAAAACACAGCUAGGAGCAAGAAAUGGACCAAAAAUAUGUAUUCGGACAUUCUGCAAAUAGAUGGAAAUCCACUGCCAAAGGUCCCCGAAGAAGAAGAGGCAGUAGGGAUUAUUACCAUGGAAGAUGUCAUAGAAGAGCUUCUGCAGGAAGAGAUAUUUGAUGAAACGGAUCACCAUGUCGAUGAGUCAUGACCAUAUAUAUAGCAUGUUCUUAUGCGAGAGAGAGAGAAAUAUAUAGUAUAGAUACUAUGUUGAAAUUGUUGGUAUGUACAAGUUUUGGUUGGAUAUAUGCAAAAAUAUUGGAUAGGGAAGUCAUGUUUCUUAUUCUUAUCGCUUAGAAUGCGUAUUGCUUAAGAGAUUGAAACAAUAUUCAUUGAUUCAUGAAAAUCCAAGUUAUGUUUAAACAA
This is a messenger RNA of Salvia miltiorrhiza (redroot sage), 1757 nucleotides long. Its product is annotated as DUF21 domain-containing protein At4g33700-like. The record is from RefSeq and is a predicted model, not a curated record. Bases 274 to 1542 code for a protein of 422 amino acids. Lineage: Eukaryota; Viridiplantae; Streptophyta; Magnoliopsida; Lamiales; Lamiaceae. Gene Ontology annotation, biological process: magnesium ion homeostasis. The transcript is spliced from 11 exons. Gene Ontology annotation, cellular component: intracellular membrane-bounded organelle.